UGUAUUACGUGAAAUAUGAAAUACAGAACGAAUUUAACGAAAUGCUUACGAAAAUAUCAUAGAUUAAUAGAUUAAUAUGUUACCAAAUCACAUACCUCAAUUAACUUAAUCGAAUAACUGACACCAAAAAGCGUUCAGGAUAAGAAAGGACAAAUCACUCCAUCCGAACACAUGGUGAUGUAUUUUUUUGUGUAAACACAUCUCUGAGUUCGGAUAGCUUGUGAAUGACACAUUUUAUGGAAUUUGAGUGAGUGGUAAGUGCAAAAGGCAACACGAUAUUGGAAGCUAAGGCUCAUGAAAUGGAUGUCACUGCCUUGUGUGGGUGGUAAGACUGUGGGCGGAGUACGGGAAGGGCGUGUCUGCAGAAAAGGGAGGAGGUGUCCGUCAAGGUCUGUAAACAAAGUGAGUCCAACCUCCCACCUCGUCCUCGACGCCACUUGUGUUGGAGGGUCUUUGAGAGUCUUAGGCUAAUUAUCAUUGUUAAUGGACAUUACAUGAUGGGUGGCAGUGACAUGCAGUUUUGCUUGCGAUGGAAUAACUUUGGAACUACAAUGACAGCAGCCCUUCACUCACUGCAUGAGGGAGGAGAUUUUGUGGAUGUUACUUUAGCAGCAGAUGGAAUGCAGUUGAAGGCUCACAAACUGGUUUUGUCUGCUUGCAGUCCUUAUUUUAGAGAUAUUUUAAGGAAUAAUCCUUGUCAGCACCCAGUCAUUAUUCUCCGUGAAGUGCCUAUUGAAGAUUUAGAAGCUGUGUUAGCAUUCAUGUACGAAGGCCAAGUAAAUGUGUCACAGACACGCCUCCACACAUUUAUGAAGCUUGCUGAAGUUCUCCAAGUACGUGGAUUGACAGAUGCACAAACAGCUUGGACACAUAUGGAUAAGGACUCUUACCCAACAAAUUUACUGGCAUCUGAAAAUGGUAGCAGUGCAGGUUCUUUACCGGCAACACUUUCUGUACCUUGCACAGCUAUUAAUACAAGUUCAGUAUCAUCACCUGUUGUUCAACAUUCGCCUAUGCAGACUGUACAGGCAAGGUUUAGGACACACGACUCCCCUUCACCUCCACCAAAACGCAGAAAAUCUUCUCCAGCUAGAUUAAGAAAUUCACCAAAGCCAGCAGACGAAGAAGAGGAAAACACUGAUGCACAGUCUGACACUAAAAGAGACAUAAGAAAUAUGCUAGAGGUAAAAAUGGAGCCAGAUGAGUAUCCAGAAGAUGGUGUUGAUCUUGGGGAAGAGGCUGAUCAUAAUCCAUUACCAACUCCAGAAAUUAAUUUACUAGAGCAAUCACCAGAUGUCCCACCAAGAACAGGGGGAGGUUCAACAUCUUCCAUGAGUAUACCCUCAGUUUUUCUUCCACAACACAUUGCUUCAGAGAAGCCAAAUCGCCAUUUACUUCAAAAACGAAAUUCUCAAGAAAAGUCAUCGGCCGGUCUUCAUUUAGAAUUUCCUCAGGGUCCAUCUUGUAAGUGCUUUCCUUUAAAAAAUUUUGUAAAUAAAAAGGUUAAUUAUAGCCAUAUAACCACUUCAUGUGCAAAGGGGUUGGAUGAUAUAUACUACAUACUGUACAAACCUUUAGUGUACAUUAUUAUUAUUAUUAUUAAUAGGUGUUAGUUUUUCCAGACCUCUGAGUCUCAAGUAGACUCUUCUCGGGCUGGUUCUCAGGGAUCAAUCCUGAGAAAGGGGGAAGAAAAAAAAAAAAAAAAAAAAAAAAAAAAAAAAAAUUUAGACUUUAUUUGAGAAACCCGUCUUAUUUAAAAAAUUUAUGAUUUUAUUAAUUGAAAAAUCCCUGCUUUCCGCAAGAAUAUUUUUCAUUUCUGAACUCCGCAGAUAAAUAGAUCUUUGCUUGACAUAAUUAUGGAUAACUUGUGCUAAUUACUUCUUAAGCCACCUGAUAGGCUACCCAUUAGGAGGGGAAGUAAUCACUUUACAUAGUCAUUUUCAUUCAAUUCCUAUUAAUUUUAAGAACUCAUAUCUCUGGGUGAUAGUUUC
Macrobrachium nipponense is the source of this 1991-nucleotide messenger RNA. RefSeq names its product broad-complex core protein isoforms 1/2/3/4/5-like. The coding region runs from base 495 to 1613 and encodes 372 amino acids. The transcript is spliced from 6 exons. The record is from RefSeq and is a predicted model, not a curated record. Gene Ontology annotation, cellular component: nucleus. Gene Ontology annotation, biological process: regulation of transcription by RNA polymerase II. Gene Ontology annotation, molecular function: protein binding. NCBI's taxonomy places the organism in Eukaryota, Metazoa, Arthropoda, Malacostraca, Decapoda, Palaemonidae.